AUGAAUUUUGACUUUCUAUCUCAAACAAUUCCCGAGCAAUCACCAAAUAUAAAUCAUCAAAAUUCUUUUUCUUCAAAUAUCCAAAAUUCAAAUGAUGAAGAAUUAAAUCAAUUAAUACUGCCUAAUCCAAAUAACUUAGACAAUUUACAAUCAACAAAUAGUCUUUCAACAUUUGAUUUUCAAGAUUAUUUACAUUCUGCAAAUAGUACUAUGGAUAAUAUUGAUUUAAAAUUAGAUGAAUCUUUCCCACCAUUACCACCAUAUUUACAAACUCCAAAAGCAUCUGCAAGUCCAACUUUUUUAAAUCAACAACCUUUAGGUGGAUCUAAUUUUUCAAAUCAAUCUACUCCAGCUAUAAAAUCAAAUGGUCAUUUUACAACUAUUUUACAAAAUAAUAAUGAAUCACAACAUAAUAUAAAUAAAAUUUUUUCACCAAUAAAUACAACUUAUUCAAAUAACAUACCUGAAAAUAAUAAUAAUGAUAAUUCAAUUAAUACUCCAAAUUCUGUUUUGGGGUUAAAUAAUUCAUCACAACAAUUUACUCCACCAAAUACUAAUAAUAAUAUAUCACAAAUAUCAUCAACAAGAACAUCAAUAGCAGAAAAUCCAAGUCCAACUAUUGGAUUAGGAUUAAAUACAAAUCAACCAUUAACUCAAUUUGAACAAAUGAUUAAUCAACAAUCAUUAUUAACUACUCCAACUCAACAAAGAUUUUAUAAUCAUAAUCAAAAUUCAAAUAAAACUUCACCAUUUGCACAAUAUCAAUUAGCUAGCCCUAAUCAAAUUCAAGAUAUUCAUCAAGAACAAUCACAGUCACAACAAUUACCUUUUAAUUUAAAUACACAUAAAGCUCAAUCUGAACUGAACUUACAUUUGCAAAAAUUGUGGCAACAACAUAUUGAAAAUUCUUUUCAAUUUGAAGAUUCAAUUGAAUCAUUAAAUCAAAUACUGGUUGAGAAUAUAAAUACAGGUAUUAAGCAAGAACUGAAAAUUUUAAAAUUGGAUCUCAAACCAAGUGAUGAACAACAAUCAAUAAAUGAUUCUCCAACAACAAUAGAAAUAGCAAGUCCUCAAUCAUCAGAUAAUGAGACUUCAGAUAAUAAUGGCUAUAAUUAUAGUCAUAAUAUCACUGCUGAAGAAUUGUUAAAUGAUGAUUUUUUUGAGGAUUUAAAUCAAAAUAAUUCAUUAAAUAAAUUUGAUAAUUCAAUCAACAAUGAUUCAAAAUCUGAACAAAUUAGAAUAGAAAAUGAUUCUAAUACAAUUAAAAUUGAACCUCAAUCUCCAAAAAUGCCACCUAUUUUUAAAAAUGAACCAUCAAAAACUAUAUCACAAAAACUAACCUCUACAACAAUCAUACCAAGGAGGAAAAAAAAUUCAAUAUCUGGUCCCGUCUCUUCAAAUUCAUCAAAAUCAAAUAAAAAAGUUCUUAAAAAAUCAUCAUCAUUCAAUGGAACAUCAGCAUUAUUCAAUAAUUCUAAAUUACAAUGGACUAAAAAUCAAACAACAACAACAUCAACAUCAACAUCAUCAAUAUCUCCAACAACUACUACAUUCAAAAAUUCAAAAUCUUUAUCAUCAUCAUCAUCAACAACAAAAAAGCCAGUAUCUGGUAAUAAUAGUCACAUAGAUCUUAUAAAUUCAAUGCCAGUAAUAACUUUAAAAAAUCAUUAUUCUUUUAUUUAUGAAAAUGUUGAUACAAUUUAUCAACAAGAUUCAGAACUAAAUUCAAAAAAACCUACUGAGACUAACUCAUCAAUUAAUUCAACUAAUUUAUCAAGCACCAUUCCUUCAAAUAAUCAAAUUAAAAAACAAAGUACUUCAAAGAAUAAAAAUUUAAAAUCUGGAUUAAUUGAAUUUCAAAUUGAUUUAAAAAAUUAA
Molecule: messenger RNA, 1878 nt
Organism: Lodderomyces pseudojiufengensis
Lineage: Eukaryota; Fungi; Ascomycota; Pichiomycetes; Serinales; Debaryomycetaceae
Exons: 1
Coding region: 1-1878 (625 amino acids)
Source: RefSeq, a predicted model, not a curated record